AUGCGAGCAAGAGCGUCCAGGCUGGCCAACAGGCAUUUUAUUGAUACAGUAGCAUUGCUUUCGGUGCUCUGCUGCUUUGUAUUCAUUGCCAUGGUUCUCGUUACUCCUUCUCCUGAUGGGGGAGAAAUGAGUGCAGAUGGAACCAAGAAAAAAAAACUCACGAAUUUUGAGAAAAGUGAUGGUCGUCGCCUCGUAGAGUAUUUGGUUGUCAUAUCGUCAGUUCCGCGUGCUUUCGACGGAGCGGGGGAUAUGGCCAAAGAAGAAUGGGAUCUAUCGACAAGUUUCGACGAUGAGGACGUUGAAGUGACUCGUGGGUUUAGACCGCAGAUUACCGCUCGAUAUCCUUUGGAAGAUCAUAAUGAUAAUCCUCUGCAUGAAAACGUGACCUUCUUCUGUCACCCAUCUGGUUCCAUACACUUGAAGAAAGAGAAUCACAUGCCCAAGAUUCAUUAUUUCGCUGCAACUGGUGGAACAGGUCGAAAGAUGUAUGGAACUUGCCUAACAUUGUGGGAGCCCUAUAAAGUCACUGGUCGGAAGAAAAACUUGGGAAAUGAGGAUGCACACGAGAACAGUGAUCACGAUGCUUUCCUGCCGAAGUGUAUUGUGCUACUAUCGACUUACCCAUACCUCAUGGCUUUUCGUGAAUACCUUACGCAGUUGAAUCGGCUAUCGAAGCUUGGAGAAAUGACAUACCCCUUGGAACGAGCGAUUGUGAACAUUUGUGCCGAAAUCCCGGCCCCUCCACCUGGUUCAUUCGAAGUACAGACAACAAUUCUGGAUUCAAUCAUCAGGAUAUGGUCACCUCCGCACAAUCAACCCAUAGCUUGGGUCAGCCUUCCUUUCUCCCAUUUGUUUGAGUGCCUCGAUAUUGACAACAUUGUCUUGGUCUGGCAUUGCUUAGUCCUGGAACGCCAAGUCCUACUGACAUCAACGCAAUUGUCAAUAUUGACUACAUGUUCUGAAAUACUACUUUCGCUUCUCUUCCCUAUGCGGUGGUCCCAUGCCUAUAUUCCUGUGUUACCGCAUUUUCUCAUUCCAAUGCUAUCAGCACCGAUGCCUUUUUUGUGUGGCAUCAAUAAAGCCUGCUUGGCUGAGGCACUCUACGAUUUAAGCCGCGAGUGCGUUGUCGUCGAUCUAGACAAGAACCUUGUGACGCUUGGACCAGACACAGAUCCAUUACCGCCUCUUCCACCACAUCAGGAUGCUUCAUUGCGAGCGCAGUUGCACGACAACGCUGGUAUGGUCUUUCGAGAGGCACGUUCCUUGACAAAGAAUCAUGAUUAUUCCGAAAGUGGUUCUCAUCUACCACCACAUAUCAAACAGACGGCAGAGGCGAUGUGGGAAGGCAAGCUGUGUCUUUUCGACGAGGCAUUCCACCUAAUGUUCACACCCGAAGAAUCGAGGAAGAACUUGUUGAAUGGCAACGAUACGUCUGGAAUGGAUUGGAGCGAUCGUGAACAUGAUCAUUUUCGAGUCGGGAAUUCGGGCGAAAAGCAUCGGAAGCAAUCAGAAUGGGACGCUGUCCAAGAAGCGUUUUUGGACACUUUUGUUUAUUUGCUACGCAAUUAUCGCAAGUAUUUGAUAUUCCCAUCAAAGCACAAUGAAGGAUCCUAUGGUGGAGCUGGAUUUAGAUCAAAAGAGUUCAUUGAGUCACAACGUUUUGACAUGCGUGGAUUUCUGGAGCAGUUCAUUGGUACUCAAAUGUUUGAUAACUUCAUCACAAAGCGCCUUUAUGGUAGUGGUGAAGCAGAUGUUGCAUUUUUUGACAUGGCUGUUGAUAGAUUUUUGAAGAACUCUGGUUUGCUAUCUAAUGUAGAUGUUGGAGGUCGGUUUUUGCAAGCUACAGGGCUAGCGUCGCAGAGCGAUAAUCUAAGAGGCGGCAUGCGGAGCAUUGCGACGGGCUUCAAUUUCAAGAAAGAUGUCGAGCCAUUACUCCAAAGUGCAAGAGUACAUCGGAAGCUGAAGACAAUCGUUCCACCUGAACCUUGCAUGGAGGACUUGCCUCCUAUAGAGCAUAUGGAGAACGUAGUAGCGGUAUCCGAGCCACAACUACCAGACGAUGCCAGCCUAGGGUCAGCAAGCACGUCUUCACGGAGCCAAGCAAAUAAUGAUGCAUACAAAAGUGUCCAAGACAAAGCCGCCGAAAUUCUUGGCAAACAGAAGUUGAGAUAUUCUUAUGACGUUUUCCCAUCUGAAUUCAGGGAGGAAUUGUUUGCACCACCUCGGCCCCUUCCAGCGGCAGUCAUUUCAGAAUUCGACCGACAAAAGAAAGAUGCAGCCCAAUUCCGUCGGAAGAAAUCAGUUCUUCAACCCAGCGAUAAGAGAAAGCACAUACAGCGAGCACACACGACCUUGGACCCUGAAACACCACCGUCCCCAGAAGUUGGCACAUUCACUGUUUUCUUUAUGGCGUUCACAGCCAUGAUUGGAAAAGAACUAUUAGAGCUCGAUUAUGUUUCUGACAAACCAGGAAAAACCAUCCUAUCUACCUACGUUCCAUCAAGCUACAAUGAAACUGGUGUCAAUUCUGCCACCUCUGAUACUGGCACAACCGGCGAAGAUGAAGAUUCCUUUAGGGAUGUCGUUUCCCCAGAGGAACAAGCGGGUGUUGUUGAUAUGAAAUUUUCGAGACCGUCGCUUGGGGCUAUGAUUGGUGAAGAUUCUGAGAAGACUGACGAGUUUGAGAAUCCAUGUGGUGACGAAACUGUUGACUCUGCACCAAAAGGGCCUGCAGAAGAGAAAAAGACGGAACGGCCAGACUCCUCGACUACUCUAGCUUCACAAUUGACACAACCAAGACGACGCUUUCAAGACUCAUUGUCUGCGCUCCAAAUCGAGGAAGCAAAGGCAACUGGUAGAGCUCAGCUAGGCCUUGCGUUUGAAAUGCUAACGAUGAUGAAAAAGCGCGCGUUAAAGGCGGACCCUGAGGCUUAUCAGUGUUUAAUUGAUGCUUGUGGACGAGUUGGAGACACAAAGCGGGCAACGGACUUGCUGGCAAAAAUGCACGAGGAUGGAAUUGUAGCGGAUGGAACUGUUUAUGCGUGCCUGGUCUCCGCGUUCUCUGCAGAGACAGCAUGGAAAAAGGGAACAAAGGAAGAGGACCUGCCAGAGUGGGCAAAUAGCACUGCGGUAGAAAUGGAUUGGAAUAGGUUGCAAAAGCGAACAUUCUUGGAUCGCUUGCGAGGUAUCAAUGAUGGCGAUCCCGAAGAUGAGGUUAAUGAACACGAUUCUGUUGGAGUCUCUCUCCAGAAGAUACGAAAUUUCAUCUCAAGGAAGCAGGACAAAAAACGAAAUGUCCCUAACGUGGAAGAAAGCAGGGUAGAGUUUUUUGUCACUGAAGGAGUUGAGAGGCAAAUUGAAUUGGGAGAAAACUUGUUGGAGAUCGUAUUCCCUGACAUCUCUGUAGAUACGGACAACGAAACUUGUCCUCGUUGCAAUUUCCUUCUUUCUGACGACGAUGUUGUAGGUGGCUGGACACCUGGAGACAGCAACGACUACACAACGUCAUGCCCAAAUUGCUCACAGCGAUUUGUGCCACACUUUUGCGUGCAAAGUUCUUCGCCAUAUUUUGUAGGAUCACGCGGGCCAUCAUCACCGUUGAUGUGCGAGCGUCUUUCACCGUGGGUAUUGCAAAAAGAAAUCCGAUCAGUCAUGAGCGAUCGUGAAGGUAUCGAAAACUUGUUGAGUCCAGAAUGGAGAGAUCAGGAAUACAAAAAUGCUGUUCUUUGGUGGAACUUGGUUCUUUCUUGCAUGAGAUAUCGCUUUCCGUUUUCUUUCUUGCUUCAAGGUAGCUUCGAGCAAAAUUUGAUUGCCCCCAUGCCCGAGGAUGAUCACUAG
Cylindrotheca closterium is the source of this 3837-nucleotide messenger RNA. NCBI's taxonomy places the organism in Eukaryota, Bacillariophyta, Bacillariophyceae, Bacillariales, Bacillariaceae. The record is from the annotation of a GenBank genome assembly.